AUGGGUUUGAUUUCACUUUUGAACAUCAACAUCUCUCAGGCUGUGAUGGCUUCCUUCAGCAACUUGCUGAUGAAUCAAAGCUGUUUUGUUGCUUGUUCAAAAAAUGGGCUCAGAAAAUCCAUUCUUCACGACCUACAUGAACGGCAAGGCCAGAGCCCUUAUUAUGAUAAAAUCUGCCGCCCUGCCACUGAACUUCUUCCCUUGUUAGCAUCUGGAAUUAAAGGUGUUACUUCCAAUCCUAAGAUAUUUGAGCGAUCCAUACUGUCAUCCAAAGCUUACGAUGAGCAGUUCAGAGAACUAGCAAAAGAAGGAAAAGACGUUGAAAGCGCAUACUGGGAACUUGUAACAAAAGACAUAAGGGAUACGAGUGUGAUCUUAGAACCAAUCUACAAGGAAACAGCUGGUUUAGAUGGCUAUGUCUCCGUUCAAGUUUCACCUUGGCUGGCUGAUAACACAGAGGAGACAGUUGAGGCAGCUAAAUGGCUUCAUAAAAAGCUUGGUCGUCCAAAUGUGUAUAUAAAAAUCCCCGCAACAGCUGAAUCCAUACCUGCAAUAAAGCAGGUCAUUUCCCAAGGAAUAAGCGUAAAUGCAACUCUGAUAUUUUGUAUAUCCACGUACGAAAAGGUAAUCGAAGCUUACUUAAAUGGCUUGGAAUCCUCUGGGUUAAGUGAUCUCUCAGCCAUUUCUAGCGCUGCUGCUUUCUACAUAAGCAGGGUGGACGCUGUUGUUGAUGCAGAGCUUGAAAAAAUAGCAACCCAUCAAGCCCUUGAGCUCAGAGGAAAGGCAGCAAGAGCUCAAGCAGCUAUUGCAUAUAAGAUAUUCAGGGAGAAGUUCUCGGGCCCAAGAUGGGAGGCAUUGGCAAAGAGAGGAGCCAAGAAGCAGAGAUUGAUGUGGGCAUCAACUAAUGUAAAAAAUCCAGCCUACCCAGAUACUUAUUAUGUUGAUCUUCUCAUUGGACCAGAAACGAUAUCAACCAUACCAGAAGAAGCUCUAGGGGCAUUCAUGGACCAUGGCAUUGUUUCAAGAACUUUGGAUUCAAAUAUGGAGGAGGCUGAGAGUGUUUAUAAGGGAAUUGAGAAAUUGGGUAUCGAUUGGAAGGGCAUUGGAUGGCAGCUUGAGGACCAAGUGUUGGACUUGUUCAAGAAAAGUUAUGAUACUGUUCUAUACAGCCUGCAGCACAAGGCACUCAUUUAUUAG
Messenger RNA from Cucumis melo (muskmelon), 1197 nucleotides. RefSeq lists its product as uncharacterized. Gene Ontology annotation, molecular function: transaldolase activity. The record is from RefSeq and is a predicted model, not a curated record. Gene Ontology annotation, biological process: pentose-phosphate shunt; carbohydrate metabolic process. The transcript is spliced from 6 exons. Gene Ontology annotation, cellular component: cytoplasm; intracellular anatomical structure. The coding region runs from base 1 to 1197 and encodes 398 amino acids. Lineage: Eukaryota; Viridiplantae; Streptophyta; Magnoliopsida; Cucurbitales; Cucurbitaceae.